CUUUUACCUCAGCAUUAGACACCGGAAGUACACGACUGUAAAUCGCAGUUGGCCAAAACGACAGGGUGCUGAGAUUUUGUUGUUGUCAUUUGUGCAGUUUUACACAAUGACCGCGGAAGACUUGUACAUGAUGUACAAAGGGGUGUUGAUGCCAACUCUUAUACACCCUCCGGAGAGUUUAAUGCGCUUCGAGAGGUUCACUUUUCGCCCGGAUGACGUUCUCAUUGCAACGUACCCCAAAUCAGGUACAACUUGGAUGCAGGAGAUCGUCCCCCUGAUCAUGAGCGGAGGAGAUCCAUCUUCUGUGGAGACGCUCCACAACUGGGAUCGCGUUCCUUGGCUGGAGGAGGCUCAUAGUUGCAGCCUCGAUCUUGACAACAGGCCGUCACCACGCAUGUUCACCACACAUUUCCUUCCCCGUAUGAUGCCAGCGUCAUUCUUUGAAGUUAAGCCUAAGGUCAUCUAUGUCAUGAGGAACCCCAAAGACGUAUUUACAUCAUCCUUCCACUAUUGUGCAAUGGCCUCCUUCCUGGUUGACCCUGGACCACAGACCGAGUUUCUCCACAAGUUCCUCAAAGGCGAAGUUAUGUUCGGCUCGUGGUUUGAUCACGUAAAGAGCUGGCUUGAUUAUAAAGAGCAAAUAUUUUAUAUCUGCUAUGAAGAAAUGAUAAAGGAUCUUCAAGACUCUGUGGCCAGACUUGUUGUUUUCCUGGAGAAAUCUUUGGACAAUGACGCGAUUGUGAAGAUAGCAGAGCGAUGUGUGUUUAAGAACAUGAAAAAGAACAGCAUGUCCAACUACUCUGCGGUUCCCAAGGAAAUCAUGGACACCACAAAGUCUGAAUUUCUCCGGAAAGGAAUAGCUGGUGAUUGGAAAAACCAAAUGACGGUCGCAGAAGUGGAGUACUUUGAUGCUGUUUACGCAGAGAACAUGAAAGAUGUCGAUUAUAAAUUUGCGUGGGGUUAAAAGAUGCAUUUUCA
Hippocampus zosterae (dwarf seahorse) is the source of this 978-nucleotide messenger RNA. RefSeq names its product sulfotransferase 2B1-like. The transcript has 6 exons. Gene Ontology annotation, cellular component: cytoplasm. The record is from RefSeq and is a predicted model, not a curated record. Gene Ontology annotation, biological process: sulfation. Gene Ontology annotation, molecular function: sulfotransferase activity. The coding region runs from base 107 to 964 and encodes 285 amino acids. NCBI's taxonomy places the organism in Eukaryota, Metazoa, Chordata, Actinopteri, Syngnathiformes, Syngnathidae.